Triticum urartu is the source of this 735-nucleotide messenger RNA. The record is from RefSeq and is a predicted model, not a curated record. NCBI's taxonomy places the organism in Eukaryota, Viridiplantae, Streptophyta, Magnoliopsida, Poales, Poaceae.
CCGUGACCAAAUCAGACAAGCUCCAUUGAUCUAUUCCUCGUCUCCACCGAUCCCUUGGUAGACCAACCAGCAGCAGCUCUCGGCUCACCUCUCCCUGCUCCUCGAUCUAUCUAGUCUAGUCUUCAGUGUGGCCAUGGCGAAGGUGCACCCGAACCUGGCCGUGCCGUCUCUGGGGAUGGCGGCGGCGGCGGCGGCGGAGCCGGUGACACUGACGGUGUGGCGCAAGUCGCUGCUCUUCAACUGCCGGGGGUUCACGGUGUUCGACGCCAGCGGCAACCUGGUGUACCGCGUGGACAUCUACGCGUCCGACUCCCGCGCGGAGGUGGUGCUCAUGGACGCGGCGGGGCGGCCCGUGCUCACCGUGCGCCGCAAAAAGGCCAUCAGCCUCAUGGGCGACCAGUGGCUGGUGUUCCCCGGCGAGGCGCGCUGGACCAGAUGCUCGGGAGGCCGGGGCUGCUCAGGAGCUGGUCCUCGUAGCGCCGCCGAGACUGGGUCGCCUCCUUCGGUUUGCCUCCUUCGAUUUCCGACAUUGUUUGGGCCCGAGAGCAGAACAGCUCCGAUGUGCCCCCCUUCUCUCUCUCUUUUUUUUGUUUCCUUUUUGGAAACUUUCUCUUUGAUAUAUAUGAAGGUCUAUGUGCAUCGAAAUCCUUCUUGAGGUGUAUGGUUUUGUUCAUUUUUACUGUAAUAAAACCAUGCAUUUUGUAAAGAUUAUUAAAGUGGGAUGAAACUGUAUUA